AUGGGAAAAAACGUGGUUUCUGACGAAGAAGAUGAGGUGGAGUUCGAAGACGAAGAGAGAGAGCCUGUUGAUGGAGAUAGAAUUGGCCGUGAUGACGAUGAUGAAGAUGAGGACGAUGAAGAAGGGCAGGAUGAAUAUGAGAAGGAUGAUUUUAUAGUGGAUGAUGUUGAGGAAGAAGAUGAGGUGGAAGAAGAAGAGGAUAAGGCAGAUAGUGGUGAAGAGAGGCACAAGAAGAAGAAAAAAAGAAGAAAAGCUGAAGAUGUCCUCGAUGAAGAUGAUUACGAGCUCCUGCGAGACAACAAUGUGUACCAUCAUCGGCCAAAGGAUAGCAAAAAAUUUAAGCGUUUGAAGAAAGCUCAGAGGGAUUCAGAUGAGGACCGAUAUGGGCUUUCUGAUGAUGAGUUUGAUGGAACUGGUAAAGGUGGGCGAACCGCUGAGGAGAAACUGAAGCGCAGCUUAUUUGGUGAUGAUGAAGGGAUUCCUCUUGAGGAUAUGCCUGAAGAGGAGGAGCAAGAAGAAGUGGAAGAGGAUGCAGACAUUGGCGAUGAGGAUGAGAUGGCUGAUUUUAUUGUGGAUGAAGAUGACGAAGAUGGAACUCUAGUAAGACGGAAGAAGCUAAAGAAAAAGAAAUCUCGGCAGGCAUCUGGAGUUUCAUCUUCUGCUUUGCAAGAAGCUCAAGAAAUAUUUGGCGACGUUGAUGAACUCAUACAGAUACGCAAGCAAGGGUUGGAAUCUAGUGAAUGGAAAGAAAGGAGAUUGGAAGAUGAAUUUGAGCCAACUGUUCUUUCUGAAAAAUACAUGACUGAGAAAGAUGAUCGGAUUCGGAUGAUUGAUAUUCCUGAAAGAAUGCAGGUAUCCGAGGAAAGCACUGGUCCUCCUCCAUUGGAUGAUUUCAGCAUACUGGAGGAGAGCAACUGGAUAUAUGGUCAGAUUGCAAGUGGAUCAUUACCUUUGUUUGCCAACAGUGGACUGUUUAUAAACAAAGAUGAUGUCACCCGAUUUUUGGAAUUACAUCACAUUCAGAAGCUAGAUAUCCCCUUCAUUGCUAUGUAUCGAAAGGAGGAGUGUUUAAGCCUGUUGAAAGAUCCUGAGCAACAUGAAGAUGAUGAAAAUCCUGAUGACACUGAUAGAAUUCCCACAUUCAAGUGGCACAAGGUGCUUUGGGCCAUCCAAGACUUGGACAGGAAGUGGCUACUUUUGCAGAAACGAAAGAGUGCCCUCAAUUCAUACUACAAUAAGCGAUUUGAAGAAGAAUCUCGACGGAUAUACGAUGAAACGAGACUCAAUUUAAAUCAGCAGCUGUUUGAGUCAAUUCUUAAAUCACUCAAGAGUGCAGACUCGGAAAGAGAGGUUGAUGAUGUUGAUGCAAAAUUUAACCUGCAUUUUCCUCCAGGUGAGGUUGGUGUGGAUGAAGGACAGUACAAGAGGCCCAUGCGGAGAUCACAAUACAGCAUCUGUAGUAAAGCUGGCCUAUGGGAAGUUGCAAACAAAUUUGGGUACAGUGCUGAGCAACUGGGAAUGCAGUUAUCUUUAUUGAAGAUGGAGGACGAGUUGCAGGAUGCCAAGGAAACACCAGAGGAGAUGGCUUCAAAUUUCACAUGUGCAAUGUUUGAAAGUCCCCAAACAGUUCUUAAAGGGGCAAGGCACAUGGCUGCAGUUGAGAUAAGUUGUGAGCCCUGUGUCAGGAGAUAUGUCCGUUCCAUUUUUAUGGAAAAUGCUGUAGUGUCUACAAGUCCAACGGCAGAUGGGAAUGCUGCUAUAGAUUCUUUUCAUCAGUUUGCAGGUGUCAAGUGGUUGCGGGAAAAGCCAAUCAAGGUGUUUGAGGAUGCGCAGUGGCUCCUCAUCCAAAAGGCUGAAGAGGAGAAACUUCUUCAAGUCACCAUUAAGCUUCCACAAAAAGUUAUGGAUCAAUUGAUCGAGGACUGCAAUGGUCGCUACCUGAGUAUUGGUGUAAGUAAAUAUGCUCAACUGUGGAAUGAGCAAAGAAGUUUGAUACUGAAGGAUGCACUCUUUGGUUUUUUGUUACCUUCAAUGGAGAAAGAGGCUAGAUCCUUGUUGACGAGUAGAGCUAAAAACUGGUUGCUUUGGAAAUAUGGGAAGGCUUUGUGGAAUAAAGUCUCUGUGGGCCCAUAUCAACGGAAAGAAAGUGAUGUUUCCAUGGAUGAUGAAGCUGCACCAAGGGUGAUGGCUUGCUGUUGGGGUCCUGGAAAGCCAGCAACUACUUUUGUGAUGUUAGAUUCAUCUGGGGAGGUUUUAGAUGUACUUUACACUGGGUCCCUUACAUUGCGAUCUCAGAAUGUUAAUGAUCAGCAACGCAAGAAAAAUGAUCAGCAACGUGUUCUGAAAUUUAUGACAGACCACCAGCCACAUGUGGUUGUUCUGGGAGCUGUGCACUUGUCUUGUACUAGACUGAAGGAUGAUAUUUAUGAGAUCAUUUUUAAAAUGGUGGAGGAAAACCCCAGAGAUGUUGGACAUGAGAUGGAUGAACUGAGCAUUGUGUAUGGGGACGAGUCUCUCCCUCGUCUUUAUGAAAAUUCUCGGAUUUCUUCUGAUCAACUGCCUGGCCAGUCAGGCAUUGUUAAACGUGCUGUUGCUUUAGGCCGUUAUCUUCAAAAUCCUCUGGCUAUGGUUGCAACCCUAUGUGGACCGGCUAGGGAGAUUUUAUCUUGGAAACUAAACUCUUUGGAGAACUUUCUCACACCUGAUGAGAAAUAUGUGGUUAUAGAACAAGUUAUGGUGGAUGCCACAAACCAGGUGGGCCUUGACAUUAAUUUGGCCACAAGCCAUGAGUGGUUAUUUGCUCCUUUACAGUUCAUUUCUGGGCUUGGACCCAGAAAGGCAGCAUCUCUGCAGAGGUCUCUGGUAAGAACUGGAGCGAUUUUCACUCGCAAGGACUUUGUGACCGUUCAUGGUCUUGGUAAAAAGGUGUUUGUCAAUGCUGUUGGAUUUUUGCGUGUCCGGAGGAGUGGCCUUGCUGCUAGCAGCAGCCAGUUCAUUGACGUAUUGGAUGACACGAGGAUACAUCCAGAAUCCUAUGGUCUCGCACAGGAGUUGGCAAAAGACAUUUAUGAAAAGGACAGUGGUGAUGUAAAUGAUGACGAUGAUGCACUAGAGAUGGCAAUAGAGCACGUUAAGGAGCGGCCUAAUUUAUUGAAAACAUUUGCUUUUGAUAAGUAUCUUGAAGACAAGAAGCGGGACAACAAGAAGGAUACUUUCAUGGAUAUAAGAAGGGAAUUAAUACAAGGUUUCCAGGAUUGGCGGAAACAAUAUAAAGAACCAACUCAGGAUGAGGAAUUUUAUAUGAUUUCAGGUGAAUCUGAGGAUACCCUUGCUGAAGGGAGAAUUAUACAAGCCACGGUUCGCAGGGUGCAAGGUGGAAAGGCAAUAUGUGCAUUGGAAUCUGGUCUAACUGGGAUUCUUAUGAAGGAGGACUAUGCUGAUGAUUGGAGGGAUAUACCCGAGUUGUCCGACAAGCUGCGUGAAGAUGAUAUACUGACUUGCAAGAUCAAAUCAAUUCAAAAGAAUAGAUAUCAAGUAUUCCUUGUUUGCAAAGAUAGUGAGAUGAGAAGUAACCGAUAUCAGCAAGUCCGAAACCUUGAUGACUAUUAUCAUGAAGACCAAAGCAGUCUGAGGAGUGAGCAGGAUAAGGUUCGAAAAGAUAGGGAGCAUGCAAAGAAACAUUUUAAGCCUAGGAUGAUUGUUCAUCCACGCUUCCAGAAUAUAACGGCUGAUGAAGCAAUGGAGUUCUUAUCCGACAAGGAUCCUGGAGAAAGUAUUAUUCGUCCUAGUUCUCGUGGGCCCUCAUAUUUAACUCUUACUCUUAAAGUUUAUGAUGGAGUUUAUGCUCACAAAGACAUAACAUUGAAAAUCGGAGAGGACACUUUUGAGGAUUUGGAUGAGGUGAUGGACCGCUAUGUUGAUCCCUUGGUGGGCUACCUCAAGGCAAUGCUAGGUUAUCGCAAGUUCAGAAGUGGCACUAAAGCAGAAGUUGAUGAGCUCCUUAGGAUUGAGAAAUCACAACAGCCUACUAGGAUAGUUUAUUCGUUUGGCAUUUCUCAUGAACACCCAGGCACGUUCAUUCUCACUUAUAUAAGGAGUACAAAUCCUCAUCAUGAGUAUGUCGGUCUAUAUCCCAAGGGAUUCAAGUUUCGAAAGCGUAUGUUUGAGGACAUUGAUCGGCUUGUGGCAUAUUUUCAAAAGCAUAUAGACGAUCCCUUGCACGAAUCGGCACCAUCAAUUAGGUCAGUUGCUGCUAUGGUCCCAAUGCGAAGCCCUGCAACUGGGGGCUCUUCCUGGGGUGGUUCAACCAAUGAAGGUGGCUGGAGGGGGCACUCUUUUGACAGAGAUCGUUCUUCGGGUCCAGGUUCCAGGACAGGUCGAAAUGAUUAUAGAAGUGGUGGUAGUCGAGAUGGUCAUCAGAGUGGGGCACCAAGACCAUAUAGUGGGCGAGGACGUGGUCGUGGCUCGUAUAACAGCGGCAGAGGAAAUAGUGGUGGCAAUGAGAGGCAGGAUUCUGGAUAUGAAAAGUCCAGAUGGGAUUCAGGUACCAAGGAUGGUGGCGAAGGUUGGGGCAGUUUCCCAGGUGCCAAAGUCCAAAACUCACCUGGUAGGGAAGCUUUCCCAGGUGGCUGGGGAACUGGUGUGAGCAGUGGUGGUGAUAAUGGUGGUUGGGGUGGCGGAGCUAGUGGUGGUGAUAAUGUUGGUUGGGGUCGUGGAAACGGUGGCAGCACUGAUGGUGGGAGUUCUGGGUGGGGUACUACCACUAGCGCGAAAAGAGGUUCAACACAAGGGGGCUGGGACGCUGGUGGAGGUGGAACUGGCAAUGGGGGUGACUCGGGUCAUGGAAGUGGAGCAGGAGGCACUGAUAAUGGGAGUUCUGGGUGGGGUAAUAGCUCUCAAAAGGGUGUAGUACAAAGUGGCAAGGGUCCUGGUGGAAGUGGCCGUGGUGGAGCCACUGACCAUGGGAGUUCUGAAUGGGGUACUACCCCCAAGAGAGGUUCUUCGGAGUCACAAGCCAACAAUGGAUGGUCAGGAGGCAGCAGUUGGUGA
Molecule: messenger RNA, 5049 nt
Organism: Dovyalis caffra
Lineage: Eukaryota; Viridiplantae; Streptophyta; Magnoliopsida; Malpighiales; Salicaceae
Source: the annotation of a GenBank genome assembly